Gopherus evgoodei (Goodes thornscrub tortoise) is the source of this 900-nucleotide messenger RNA. It is a transcript of the gene CLEC19A, whose product is annotated as C-type lectin domain containing 19A. The coding region runs from base 48 to 635 and encodes 195 amino acids. Gene Ontology annotation, molecular function: signaling receptor activity. The record is from RefSeq and is a predicted model, not a curated record. The transcript has 5 exons. NCBI's taxonomy places the organism in Eukaryota, Metazoa, Chordata, Testudines, Testudinidae.
CGAACUAAGGAAAGGCUUCAUGUCGUUAGCUCUCUGCACACCUGGAAAUGAAAUUUUGUCCUCAGUCAGAGAUGGUGAUCAGAUGGGAUUUCUGUGUGCUCCUCUCAAUGGUUUUGCUCGCUACCCAGGCUUUCCCACAGACAAACAUUAAAAUCAGCCAAGCUAUGCCAGAGCCAGUUCAGUCCUACUCCUGCCCACUGUUUUGGACAGAAUAUGAAGGGUACUGUUACAGAUACUUUCCUAUCAAUAAAACAUGGGCUGAAGCCGAUCUCUAUUGUGCGGAAUUUUCCAUUGGCAUAAAAUCAGCCAAAUUAGCAUCAAUUCACAGCUGGGAAGAGAAUGUCUUUGUAUAUGACCUGGUAAACAGCCGAGUGCCUGGAAUACCCACCGAUAUCUGGAUGGGACUUCAUGACCUAAGACAGGAAGGCCACUUUGAAUGGACAGAUGGUUCUUCCUAUGACUAUAACUACUGGGAUGGCAACCAGCCAGAUGAUGGGAUCCACUCUAUUCCAGAAGAGGAGGACUGUGUACAGAUCUGGUACAGAUAUAACAGUGCUUUACGCUCGUGGAAUGACAACAGCUGCAACAGAGAAUUCCCAUUUGUCUGCAAGAUUCCAUCACUGGCAAUUGAUUAGCUCGCUCCCACAGUAGCAAACAGCAGCAGUCAACCUACUAAACUACUGGAUUAAAGUCAGUCUGACUAAAGGCAUAUUUUAUAUUAGAGACAAUUUUAGUGGUUCAGAUAACUAGUUAUAUGUCUGAAAAUACCUUACCUGCCUCUUGCUUUUGUCCAUGCUAUGGCUGACCAAAGAGCAUUGGUGAACAGUCAAGCCAGUACAUUUAUCAUGGUCUAGGAACAAUUUCAGUGUUGUGCCGCCACCCAGACCUCUGUGACUGAAA